CUAGUACUAUUCUUUCUUUGAGAAUUCUUAAUUGACACCUUGACGCCCUCGUUCCGCAGCGAUUUUGGGUGAUCUCCCUUGUUCCUGUGCUGUAUCAAGGAAUCGACAAGAGAAUUCAUAUCCGCCUGGACCGUGGCAUAAUCUUCUUGGACACACUGCGGGCGGACAAGGAUGUCGAUUGACCCUACCAAAUUGUCACUAUUUCCUUCUGAUAGCGCGGCACUUUCAUCAGAGCUUGGCCUUAUCCUUCUGCCUUCAGUAUCAAAGCCACGCUCUUUCAACGCGCGCUGAAACGCUAUUCGGACCCUCCGUGCACACCAUGACCGGACCACUCGCCUUUGCUGCUGUAGAUGUUGUGAAGAUACUCUCCACCAUAAUGUAGUCCGAUCACGGGUGGCAUAUAAAUGUUGAAUUUUGAACCGGAUAGGAUUGAUCGGAGAAGCUAAGUACCGGGAAGCGAUAGGAGAUAUGACAUGUUUCGGAACAUACCGCAGAGUAAACUGCUUUGUUGAUGCGAGAAACUUCAUGUCUAAGUCGACCAGGUAGUCAAGAAAGAGCCUUGCCUUUGUGGCUAGAAAAGAUGAGACUGGGACCUAGGGCACUGACGCUAGACGGUGUCACCUUCCCUUCAUUGUUUAGCAAGACGAAACCAGUUAUUCUAGCAGUGGUGGGAGGUAGCGCGCAGGUAUAUGUGUCAGAAACCUUUCAAGAAAUCAAAUAUCAAAGAGGUAAGAGGCAGAAAAGACGUAGGCUCUUUCUUCAUGGAGCUCGAUUCAUCAAAUUCGACCUAAAUCGGACGAUUUCCAUUUAUUUUUCUGCCAAAAGAAACAUUUGAGGCGGUAACAGUAGCCAAUUUUCAUUGGUCGACCCCUGUGGCCAGCCUUAGGCAUGACUCAGGCCGCCACGCCACCGGCCCCCCACCGAUUAUAUAUUCAGAAAAGCGUCGAAAUUACUUCCCGCCUACUCGACACUUCCCCC
Messenger RNA from Aspergillus pseudonomiae, 978 nucleotides. RefSeq lists its product as uncharacterized. The record is from RefSeq and is a predicted model, not a curated record. The transcript has a single exon. Lineage: Eukaryota; Fungi; Ascomycota; Eurotiomycetes; Eurotiales; Aspergillaceae. Bases 512 to 835 code for a protein of 107 amino acids.